Messenger RNA from Hibiscus syriacus, 978 nucleotides. RefSeq names its product ribonuclease P protein subunit p29-like. The coding region runs from base 267 to 947 and encodes 226 amino acids. The record is from RefSeq and is a predicted model, not a curated record. Lineage: Eukaryota; Viridiplantae; Streptophyta; Magnoliopsida; Malvales; Malvaceae. Gene Ontology annotation, molecular function: ribonuclease P RNA binding. The transcript is spliced from 6 exons. Gene Ontology annotation, cellular component: ribonuclease P complex; ribonuclease MRP complex. Gene Ontology annotation, biological process: tRNA 5'-leader removal; rRNA processing.
CUAUUUUCCGUUACACUGCUAUUUGCGACCGCUGUUGAUGUGAAAUUCAUUCAUGAGUCUUUAGCGGUGUCGGUCAGUGGUACAGCUACACCCUCCUCUUUUUGAAACCCUGUCCUAAACUAGUUUAGUUUACAAUGGCGACGACCCCAGUUACUCAAGAUCAAGAAAGCGCACUCUAGAAGAGGCAUUGGAGCGAAGGUUUGCCGUUGCUAAAACCGAGUUUCUUGAACAACAUAAGAAGAACAAUAAGACAUUUGUGGAGGAAGAUGGAAAAGGAACUCCUAGCAGUAAUUCCUCUUUUCUCAACACUCGCAUCGCAACUCCCUCCAAUUCCUCAUCAAAGAAAGGAAAUUUCCUUUUCUCGAGUCCCUCUAGUUUGCAAGUUUUCCAACAAAAAAGGAAGCAGGGCUGAUAAGAUAUUGCAUGAGCUUCGUCAAGGUGGGGAUUCAGCUCAGAAAUAUAUGCAAAGAUCUAGAAGUAUCAAAUUCGACAAUUGGAUCCUUCUUGAUAAUUUUGUGAAAGGGCGAGUUAUGUCUACGGGCUCUCAAAUCAGGGCUUUGAAGACCCACUCUAAGCGCUCUAAAAGACAUAUGUUGAUGAAGCAACUUAAGAAAUCGGGAGUACUUGAACUGCCUCAAGAUAAUCAAAAGUUUGAUACAUUUAAACCAAUGCAUGAAAUGUGGAAAGGCUAUAUGAGUCAACUUCUUAAAACUACUGGGAAAAAUCAGUUGGCUCAAUGUAUUAUUUGUGCGGAUCUACAUGGUGCCCUCAUUCUAGUAGCUGAGUGCAACGUAACUAAUUUCACUGGAGUGAGUGGCAUUAUGAUUCGGGAAACUGCGGAAACAUUUGGUAUAAUAACCCAUGACAGUAAACUCCAAGGUAAUCCAGCCAUCGUUUUGAAAGCCGUACUAUUUCUGGUAUCGCUAAUUAUAACUUUUUUCUAUUGAGUACCAUUUAUUUGCUGUACCUGCACUCACA